AUGAAUUUCGACGAUUUUGAUGAUAUUAUUGUUGUCAUCGAAGAAGAAGAAUUCAAUAAUGAUAAUGAUGAUGAUAAAAAAGAACAAGCGACGAAUAGGCAAAAAGAUCUGAUUCAUAAAAUUUUACAUUCUUUAAAACAUCAUUUCCCACAUUCUCGAGAUCCUAAUAAAGAUAAAUCUAAUGAUAACAAAUAUAAAGUUGAUAAGCGCGACAAUAAUUCUAAGAAGAAAACAUUUGGACAUAAAUUAUUAAACUAUUUACAUAUUCCACAUCAUCGCCACGAGAAUGAAAAGAAAACAACUCCAAGAGCUGUAUUGCCACUUAGUUAUAAAAAUUAUCAUGGAGAUGAAGAUGUGGUUGGAUUUGGAAUUUAUCAAGAUCCAGCUGAUCACAAUGUUGUACACUUAUUAAUAGAAUCGGCUUUAACAAGACAAAUAUUCUGGGGUUAG
Messenger RNA from Entrophospora candida, 450 nucleotides. Lineage: Eukaryota; Fungi; Glomeromycota; Glomeromycetes; Entrophosporales; Entrophosporaceae. The record is from the annotation of a GenBank genome assembly.